AGAAUGAGCAAGACUUUCACCAUUUUCGGUGUGACUGGGCAGCAAGGCGGUGCUUUAGUCCGGUACUUACUGCGAAACCCCGCAUUUUCCGCUAUAUAUCGGCUACGAGGCGUCACGAGAGAUGCUUCCAAACCCGCGGCGGUUGAGCUUCGUAAGCGGGGCGUCGACAUCGUCGAGGCCAACCUGGACAAACCGGACACUUUAAGAGUUGCCGUGAGAGGAUCAUAUGCAGUGUUCGCAGUGACAAACUAUUGGGAAACCGCCCAGGCAGCCGUUGAAGUAGCGCAAGGUAAAGCUCUCGCAGACGCCGCCGUUGAGGAAAAGGUCGAGUUCUUCAUCUGGUCGUCCCUUCCACCUAUCGGGAUUCCCCAUUUCGACAGCAAGGCCGAAGUCGAACGGUAUAUUCGGACCCUCCCCCUCACGAGCGUCUUCUUCAUGCCCGGAUGGUUCAUGCAGAAUUUCCAGUCGGUCACAAAACCUCGUAAGAUCACCGACGAGAAAUACGUCCUCGAUCCGAUCAUCCCGUCCGCUACGGCCUCGACACGUGUGCCUCUGAUCGAUAUCGAAGAUAUUGGAAAAUACCUGGCUCCAGCCCUUCAGGAUCCUCCUAGAUACAAUCACACACGUCUUUUUGCUGCCACGGCCUUUUAUACUCUUGCCAGAAUCUGUCGGGUCUGGACCGAGUGUACAAACACGGAGGUCGUUUUUGAAGGCGCUGACCAUGCAAAGAAAUCGACAGAAGCACAAGAGGAGGGACUUUCUGAAGACCUUGGAUCUGGUAAUCUAAGCUAUUACGGUGCAGAGGGGGAGCAGGGCGUCGAGUGGACCAUUCGUCAGGUACAAGAGAAGUUGACCACAUGGGAGGACUUCGUUAAGGACCAUGAGCCAUGGUUCUCCUAG
Molecule: messenger RNA, 900 nt
Organism: Eremomyces bilateralis CBS 781.70
Lineage: Eukaryota; Fungi; Ascomycota; Dothideomycetes; Eremomycetales; Eremomycetaceae
Product: NmrA family transcriptional regulator
Exons: 3
Coding region: 4-900 (298 amino acids)
Source: RefSeq, a predicted model, not a curated record